This is a messenger RNA of Oppiella nova, 1200 nucleotides long. The record is from the annotation of a GenBank genome assembly. Lineage: Eukaryota; Metazoa; Arthropoda; Arachnida; Sarcoptiformes; Oppiidae.
UAUUGCGUGAGUCAUACAAUGUUUGUAAUCAACUAUUGGUCCCCAAAAGGCAGCACUCAAUGCAUCACUCAUUUUGAGUUGUCGUCAGUCUUACAGUAGUAUUGAGUCAUUCAGUCGUUCACUGAACACAACAUCCAAUUCAUUCAAGUCUCAGACAUCUGAUCCCAAGUGAUGGCCAACUCUUUCAGUUUGGAUUCGUUCUUCAAUUCACUCAACCGUAAAAUUGAACCUCAGGUUCAGAGCCACUUAAAGGAUGUCUAUUCCUCGAUGUCUAUCGCGCUGUUGAGCGCAUCCAUCGGUGGUUACAUUCAUUUGUUCACAAAUAUACUACAAGGUGGUAUACUGUCAUCGCUGGUGGCCAUCGGCUUUGUUAUCGCCCUCUACUCCACUCCAGACAAUGGGAAGAACCGGUCGACUAGACUCUGGUAUUUGAUUGGCUUCGCGUUCGCCUCAGACAAUGGGAAGAACCGGUCGACUAGACUCUGGUAUUUGAUUGGCUUCGCGUUCGCCUCAGGUCUUGGAUUGGGACCACUCAUGGAAUACGCGAUUCUCGUGAACCCGACGCUCAUUCCCACGGCUUUCCUGUCGACGUGUGUCAUCUUCGGCUGCUUCUCGUUGUCUGCGGUGUUCAGCGAUCAGCGAAAGUGGCUGUAUUUGGGCGGCACUCUCAUGUCGUUCAUGUCUCUGCUCCUCAUGAUGUCAAUCAUCAAUCUGUUCAUUGGAUCCAAACUCUUGUAUCAGAUCCACUUGUAUUUGGCAUUCUUCGUGGUCUGCGGUUUCAUAAUGUUUGACACGAACCUAAUUAUUGAGAAGAGACGUCGGGGAGACACUGAUUAUAUCUCGCAUUCGGUGCUAUUGUUCUUGGAUUUCAUCGACAUUUUCCGAUAUCUUCUCAUUAUUUUGACGCAAAAGAACUGUUGGAAUCACAUCAGUCGAGACCUCGAGGACGAGGAUCAGAUCGAUGACAAUGAGUUCUGCAUCCCUGCCAUCGAUGGACCGCUUCCCACACUCGACAGUAUUUUCAAUGAGGAAGACAACGAUUCCAUUGGAAGUGAUCCUCAACUGGAGGCCAACGAAAUGACCACUGGUUUGAAUGAAUGGCUCGAAUCGACUGAAAACUCUUCGCUCAGUAGUUAUGACUCGAAGGGCCCGAAGAAGUCAUCGAAAUAUCUUCUGCCGAACGAGUCGUACCCCAAAAUA